Alosa sapidissima (American shad) is the source of this 3337-nucleotide messenger RNA. It is a transcript of the gene furina, whose product is annotated as furin (paired basic amino acid cleaving enzyme) a. Gene Ontology annotation, molecular function: serine-type endopeptidase activity. Gene Ontology annotation, cellular component: trans-Golgi network; Golgi membrane. Gene Ontology annotation, biological process: peptide hormone processing. Lineage: Eukaryota; Metazoa; Chordata; Actinopteri; Clupeiformes; Clupeidae. The record is from RefSeq and is a predicted model, not a curated record. Bases 355 to 2937 code for a protein of 860 amino acids. The transcript is spliced from 16 exons.
CUGCGAGGGAAGGCGUGCUUUUGAAGUGAGGGGUGCGGAGUUAAAAAGCCUGUUAGGCAAGGUGCGCUCCUUCUUUCUUCCACCACUGGACGAUAGUUCAUCUACAACAAACACUGACCUGGAACUUUGACGUGAUCUCUUUGCUGGACUGAUUCCGAGGCUCCCUCCAUCCAUCCAUUCAUCUCUCUCUACCUCUGCAUCUCCUGGCUAGCUGACGCCCCUGCCGUGCAAGUACCAAGGCUAGCGCAGGCCCACCACAGAAGCGCCUGUGCUCCGGGACUUGGGUCACGCCACGUCGGCUGCCAAAGACCUCACCAACCCCCCCCCUCCCCCCUCCACCACUCAGGCCCUCUGAUGGAUCUCCGGUCUGCUCGUCUGCUGCUGGGGACUGUGCUGCUCGCCCUGACCGUGUCGUUGAGUCCAGGCUUGGCUGAGAAGAUCUACACCAACACCUGGGCAGUCCACAUCAGCGGUGGGGCGCCAGAGGCCAACCGCAUCGCCGAGAAGCACGGCUUUGUCAACCUUGGACAUGUGUUUGGUGAUAUUUACCACUUCCGUCAUCGCAGGGUGGUUAAGAGGUCGCUGUCCGAUCACCGUGGUUACCAUGUGCGACUCCAGAGCGAGGCUCAGGUGACGUGGGCGGAACAGCAGGUGCUGAAACAGCGGGUGAAGAGGGAUAUCUACUCGGAUCCGUCAGACCCCAAGUUUGGCCAGCAGUGGUACCUGUACAAUCCCAACCAUCAUGACCUGAAUGCAAAAGGUGCCUGGGAGCAGGGCUUCACAGGGAAAGGGGUCGUCAUCUCCAUCCUUGACGACGGCAUUGAGAAGAACCACCCUGACCUCAUCCAGAACUAUGAUCCUGAUGCCAGUUAUGAUGUGAAUGACGGGGACUCGGACCCCCAGCCAAGAUACACACAGCUCAACGACAACAGGUACAGAAUUGAGCUGAAUUCACCCAGAGAAUAUAAGAAACUCAGUAAUACCUCCCACACCAACCUCCUCACCCCCACUGCUUAUCUCCUCUCCACCAGCUUGUCUAGGAACCCUUCAAAAUGUGUGUGUGUGCGGUGUGUGUGUGUGUGUGUGUGUGUCUGUGUCUGUGUGUGUAUAGGCGUGCGUAUGCUGGACGGCGAGGUGACUGACCUGGUGGAGGCCCACUCUCUGAGUCUCAACCCACAGCACAUCCACAUCUACAGCGCCAGCUGGGGCCCCGAGGACGACGGCAAGACCGUGGAUGGCCCGGCCAAGCAAGCCAAGGAGGCCUUCCUGCGCGGCGUCACCGAGGGUCGCGGCGGCCUGGGCUCCAUCUUCGUGUGGGCGUCGGGUAACGGCGGGCGGGAGAAGGACAGCUGCAACUGCGACGGCUACACCAACAGCAUCUACACGCUGUCCAUCAGCAGCAGCACGCAGUACGGCAACGUGCCCUGGUACAGCGAGGCCUGCUCCUCCACCCUCGCCACCACCUACAGCUCCGGCAACAUCAACGAGAAGCAGAUCGUGACCACUGACCUGAGACAGAAGUGCACAGACUCUCACACGGGCACGUCAGCCUCUGCCCCUCUUGCCGCUGGCAUCAUCGCCCUCGCUCUGGAGGCCAAUCAAAACCUGACCUGGAGGGACAUGCAGCACCUGGUGGUGCGAACCUCUCGGCCCGCCCACCUCAGCACAGACGACUGGAAGACCAAUGGCAUCGGCCGCAAAGUGAGCCACUCUUAUGGUUACGGUCUCCUGGAUGCCGGGGCGAUGGUUACCAUGGCGCAGAACUGGACCAACGUGGGUCCCCAGAGGAAGUGUGUCAUCUCCAUGGUGGCGGAGCCCAAGAACAUCGGCAGCCAUCUCGUGGUCACUAAGAACGUGGAGGCGUGUUUGGGGCAGGCCAACUUCGUCAGCUCACUGGAACACGUCCAGGCCCAGCUCACGCUGUCCUACAACCGCAGGGGCAACCUGGCCAUCUACCUGAUCAGCCCCAUGGGCACCCGCUCCACACUGCUGGCCCCCAGACCCCAUGACUACUCGUCUGAGGGCUUCAACGACUGGGCUUUCAUGACCACACACUCCUGGGACGAGGACCCCCGAGGGGAAUGGACACUGGAGAUCCGGAAUGUGGCUGGGGCCAGCGACUAUGGCACUCUGACCCAGUUCCUGCUGGUCCUGUACGGCACGGGCACCGACACAGUGGACACGUCCGGACCUGAUGUCAGUCAGACCAACAAAGGCAGCUGCAAGACCUUUGACCUCAACCAGAACUGCAUUGAGUGUAGCCCAGGUUAUCUGCUGUUCCAGCAGGACUGCGUCCACUCCUGUCCUCCCGGCUACACAGCUGGGACCGAGCCGCUGAAGUACACGCAGGGCAACUGGGUGAUCCCGCCGUCUGUCCAGACCUGCCAGCCCUGCGUGGCGCCCUGCCUGACCUGUGCCGGCCUCACCCCGCAGGACUGCCUCUCCUGCCCGCCCCACAACCACCUGGACCCGGUCACGGGCACCUGCCUCCACCAGAACCAGAUCGAGCGCGAGUCCCCCGACACCAUGGCCGGGGCGUCCGCCCUGCAGGCGUCUGCCGACGGCGACGCCGUCAGCGGAGGCAAACGACGACCCCUGGGGUCAUCCUCGCGCAUGCCUGCCACGGUGGCCGUCCUGAGUUGUGCCUUCAUCGUGGCGGCGUUCGUUGCCGUGUUUGCUGCGCUGCAGCUGCGCUCGAGCAACGCGGCGCCCAAGCGGCUACUCCUGGCCGAGACCGGCGCCGGCCUUCGUGAGGGCCUGAAGGAGGGCUUCCGCCAAGCUGGCCUCGGCCUGGGGCUGGGCAUGGGCUCUGGCCGCACCAUCUCCUACAAGGGCAUCCCCAGCGUGUGGCGCGAGGACGGCUCCGAGUCUGAGGUGGACGAGUUCGACGUCCACAACGAGAGGACUGCCUUUAUCAAAACACAAAGUGCUCUUUAACGGCCCCCUCCUCCCCUUCAAUCCCACGUUUCAGGAGCAGUCCAGAUCCGCAGUCCAGGACCGCCCCCCCCCUCCCCCUCCCCCACAAUUAUUUCUCUUUAAGGAAUUCUCACUCUGUUUCAUUUUUGCCACAUUUUUGUUUUUGCUCUUUUCCUCCUCCUGGGGUUGUUUGGGAUCUCCUUCUCUCUUCUUGACCUUUUUUCUCUGUGGAGUGCCCACCUCACAUGUCUUCGGAGAUUUGCAGGGUGACGCUCGUGAAAGGCCUGUCGCCGCGUGUACGCGCUCACGGCUUGAAUGUGACUUGAGAUUACAAAUCAAAAUUCUCUCGGCUCUCCCUCCGAGCCGCGGAAAAAAGAUUAUUUUUUCUAAUGUUCUAAUAAAUCAUGCUCAUGAUUCCUCA